Molecule: messenger RNA, 636 nt
Organism: Neltuma alba
Lineage: Eukaryota; Viridiplantae; Streptophyta; Magnoliopsida; Fabales; Fabaceae
Product: UPF0481 protein At3g47200-like
Exons: 2
Coding region: 1-636 (211 amino acids)
Source: RefSeq, a predicted model, not a curated record
AUGUACAUACGAUACUAUGGGUCUCCCUUAAGCACUGCAACAAAGUUGCGGCAAGCAGGAGUGAGCUUUGAGAAAGUCAUCAACAGGCCCUUACUUAACAUAAAUUUCCAAAAAGUUCAACCCUUAAGCUGGUUUCUGUGCCUGGGUUGUAUUCCAAAUUUCACUCACUUCAAAGCUCGUUUACAAAUCCCGGAGUUAAAAAUAGAAGACUCAACCGAAUGUGUUCUGAGGAAUCUCAUCGCCUUCGAGCAGUGUCAUUACCCAAAUCAACCUUACAUUUGCAACUACGUCUCCUUCAUUGACUCUCUCAUUCACACCAAGGACGAUGUUGAAUUAUUGGUUGAGAAGGAAGUCAUCGUCCAUGAACUUGGAAGCGACAAGGAAGUUGCAACGUUGGUGAAUAGUCUCUGCAAACAUGUUGUCACCGACAAGACAUGUUAUGGAGGACUUAUAGAUGAUUUGAACAAACAUUACCAGAGACAAUGGAAUCGUACUAUGGCUGCAUUGAGGUUGGUUUACUUUAGAGAUGCUUGGAGAGCAAGCUCUACUUUGGUCGCAACGGCUGUCCUCGUGUUCACAGUCUUCAACUUCUGUCGGAUUGUUAGAUUGGUCCUCUACGCCGGCAACCUUAAUUAG